AUGGCAUCCGAACCCAAGACCUACGUGUCUGGGGGACGCGUUCUAGCAAGUCCCCCCAUCACAGUCCGAAUCAUCCGCUUCAUCGAGAACAUCUACCUCUUCCUCGGAUUGUAUAUCGUCAGCCUAUUCUCGCUGGACCCUUACACCGCAGCCCAAAACUCCCGAUUCAACGUUACUCAGUCAGGAAAGACUCCCAAUACUCGUGCUCGCUGGGGCAGUGGAGGUGGAGGUGGAGGCGGAUCCUGGGGACCGGGCGGCGGCGGCGGUGGUGGUGGUGGACCGAGGAUCGGUCGGGUAGAUGAUAUUCGUGGCCCGGAGUGUAAGAGCUGUGGUUGA
This is a messenger RNA of Aspergillus tubingensis, 336 nucleotides long. RefSeq lists its product as uncharacterized. The transcript has 3 exons. The coding region runs from base 1 to 336 and encodes 111 amino acids. The record is from RefSeq and is a predicted model, not a curated record. NCBI's taxonomy places the organism in Eukaryota, Fungi, Ascomycota, Eurotiomycetes, Eurotiales, Aspergillaceae.